Dromiciops gliroides (monito del monte) is the source of this 1326-nucleotide messenger RNA. It is a transcript of the gene GABRP, whose product is annotated as gamma-aminobutyric acid type A receptor subunit pi. Gene Ontology annotation, biological process: monoatomic ion transmembrane transport; regulation of membrane potential; signal transduction. Gene Ontology annotation, cellular component: membrane; GABA-A receptor complex; neuron projection. Gene Ontology annotation, molecular function: extracellular ligand-gated monoatomic ion channel activity; GABA-A receptor activity; neurotransmitter receptor activity. The record is from RefSeq and is a predicted model, not a curated record. NCBI's taxonomy places the organism in Eukaryota, Metazoa, Chordata, Mammalia, Microbiotheria, Microbiotheriidae.
AUGUAUCACGGCUCUUACCAUUGGAUCUUUGUGUGUCUCUGUAUCUUAACUCCAAGAAUAUGCACCCAGGGGAAUCAGUCUAAUAUCCAGACCAACAGCAACGACAAACUCUCAUUGCCUGGUUUUGAGAAUCUCACUGCAGGAUAUAACAAGUUUCUCAGACCCAAUUUUGGUGGGGAGCCUGUUCAAAUAGCACUGACACUCGACAUUGCCAGUAUUUCUAGCAUUUCAGAAAGUAACAUGGACUAUACUGCGACCAUCUACCUGAGGCAGCGAUGGAUGGAUCAGCGGCUGGUGUUUGAAGGCAACAAGAGCUUCACUCUGGAUGCUCGCCUUGUCGAGUUCCUCUGGGUCCCUGACACCUAUAUUGUGGAAUCUAAAAGGUCUUUUCUACACGAAGUCACUGUGGGAAACCGACUGAUUCGAUUAUUCUCCAAUGGCACUGUCUUGUAUGCUCUCAGAAUUACUACUACUGUUGCAUGUAACAUGGACCUAUCUAAAUAUCCCAUGGACACACAGACGUGCAAGUUACAGCUGGAGAGCUGGGGUUAUGAUGGAAGCGAUGUGGAAUUUUCAUGGUUGAGGGGGAAUGAUUCUGUCCGAGGUCUGGAAAAUUUGCGACUGGCUCAAUAUACUGUGCAGCGGUAUUUUACCCUAACCACUAAAUCCCAACAGGAAACAGGAAAUUAUACCCGACUGAUCUUACAAUUUGAACUCAGGAGAAAUGUCCUGUACUUUAUUUUGGAAACCUAUGUUCCUUCUACUUUUUUAGUCAUCUUAUCCUGGGUUUCCUUCUGGAUUUCCCUUGAUUCAGUACCUGCAAGAACCUGCAUUGGUGUCACCACUGUUCUGUCAAUGACAACAUUAAUGAUUGGUUCCCGUACAUCUCUGCCUAAUACCAACUGCUUUAUAAAGGCCAUUGAUGUAUACCUUGGAAUCUGCUUUAGUUUUGUUUUUGGGGCCCUUUUGGAAUAUGCAGUUGCCCAUUAUAGCUCCUUACAGAAGCUGGCAGACAAAGACCAGGGGACUUCUAAGGAAGUUGAAGAAGUCAAUAUCACUAACAUCAUCAACAGCUCCAUCUCCAGCUUCAAAAGAAGAUCAGCUUUGCCACUAUUGAAAUCUCCCAGUGAUAAUGUCAACUAUAGUGACCUGACAAUGAAAACCAGUGACAAGUUCAAGUUUGUUUUCAGGGAUAAAAUGGGUAGAAUUGUUGAUUACUUCACAAUUCAAAACCCUAGUAAUGUCGACCGUUACUCCAAACUAUUAUUUCCAUUGGUUUUCAUGCUAGUCAAUGUAUUUUACUGGGCAUACUACAUGUAUUUUUGA